GAGGCUCACAGCGCUCUUUAUCUGGCUAUUAGCAGCAGAAUGCAACCAUCCACUGGACGUAUUUUCGGUGGUCAACAUUUUAGCUCACCCUUGAACCGCGAAUCGGCCUGUGCAUGUUCCCUUUUCGAAAUUCGACUCGAAAGAGAUGUCAUUGUGUUUCGGGGCGGCGAGGAUGAAGCCACCGACCAGAUUCUGAAAGGGGCUGUGGUGCUCUGCUUGAAAUCACCACUCAGAGUCGAAACAAUUCAACUUUGUUUCGGCGGUACUCUCCGCCAGUCGAAUAUUGAGCUAACCAUGAGGAGGUGGACAUCGGACCCAGGCAUAUCUCAUAGCAAUGCCAUACUCAUGCACAAAUGGCCCCCAUUUGUGAGGGCGGAUGACAAGAACACGACCUUGCCAGCUGGAAACUACGAAUGGCCGUUUGAGUAUGUCAUCCCGAGUGGCACUGCUGAGACGGUGGAGGGGAUGCCUGAAGCAAGCAUCAUUUAUAGCCUGGAGGCUACUAUGAACCGAAGCAAACUGGGGCGCCAACAGCAUGCUCGAAAGCGAGUUCGCAUAAUCCGCACGUUACCUCUCACCGCUCUGGAGUUCGUGCAUACGAUGAGAAUCGAAAAUCUCUGGGUCGACAAGAUUGACUACUCAGUGACUAUUCCUACAAAGGCUAUAGUACUUGGUGGCUCAACCACUUUGGACAUGCGAUUCACACCUCUUGCCAAAGGUCUGGUGUUGGGACGUAUCGAGGUGACUCUGUGGGAACUUUGCGAGUUUUCAGCUCAAAGCAGACACCGAAUUUAUUCAAGGGAUCACCAGGUCCAGCGUAUCGUCAAGCGCUGGGAGUUUGAUGCAACUGAUCAGGACUGGCAAGACUGCAUCGAGGAGACCGGAGAGGAAGGCUGGGUUAUGAACAAGACGCUCGAUAUCCCAAGGAGGCUUUGCGAAUGCAUCCAAGACUUGGAGGUACAAGGCAUCAAGGUUAAGCACAAGGUCAAGGUGUUUAUCCCGCUGCGAAACCUGGAUGGACAUAUGUCCAAACUCGACAUGGCUUUACCAGUCCACGUUUUUAUCUCUCCAAAUAUGCCUCCAGACGAAGAAGGUAACAUCGCCCACCAAACGACAGGAUCACCAGGCUUGAUGCCUGGGAUUGAUGUACCACCAGAGUAUGGAGAACAUGUGCUCGACCAAGUAUUUGAUCAUAGAUCUGGCUGGCAACAUACUACAUCUCAACAAUAUUCGAGUAUCCAAACAUCCUCCUCGCCCCGCGCCAACGCGUCAUGGCGACUUAUAUCAGCAACUUGCACUCAGACAGAGCAGCAAGCCAACUCCAGCGCCUCAACAUCACAACCCAACGCUGCUGAUGCAGCAGCAUAUAUAUCGUCCGAGACGAUCGAUGAAUCCAUCGAACUGGCUGAGUUAAGCAGAGUCCCUACAUACGGUACCGCAGUGCGGAGCCCCUUGCGCUCCCACGUAGAAGCUGGAGACUCCCUACUUCCUGAUUACAUGACAGUAGUUGCAGGCAGAGAAAACGAAACUCGGUGUUAG
This is a messenger RNA of Fusarium keratoplasticum, 1539 nucleotides long. Its product is annotated as Arrestin-C domain-containing protein. NCBI's taxonomy places the organism in Eukaryota, Fungi, Ascomycota, Sordariomycetes, Hypocreales, Nectriaceae. Gene Ontology annotation, cellular component: plasma membrane; cytoplasm; cytosol. The record is from RefSeq and is a predicted model, not a curated record. Gene Ontology annotation, biological process: ubiquitin-dependent endocytosis. Bases 40 to 1539 code for a protein of 499 amino acids. Gene Ontology annotation, molecular function: ubiquitin protein ligase binding; protein-macromolecule adaptor activity. The transcript is spliced from 4 exons.